AGCCACUCCUACAUCCCCGGCGAGCAGCUGCAAGACAGACGGCACUUUCAUGAGCAACAAGCGCAAGCGGCAGAGCCGCCGGUCCUCCGCCUCGUCGUCCUCCUCGGUCUCCUCCUCGUCCACCGCCGGGGCGGACUGCCCCUCCGCUGCCGCUGGCGCUGGCCCCAGGUCCGGCUUUUCCGGCUUUUGGUCGGACGCCGAGCUGGAGGCCGGGGCAAGGGGGGACCAGGAAGAAAGCGGGAGCGGAAAAGGCGGCGAAAAGGCCGACACCGACUACGAGGGCUUUUACCUGACCAUCGGGGACGUUGUGUACGAGAUCGGCGUGGGGGACGCGGUGGCGAUGCGCAGCCCCGGGGGCCGGGCGGGAGACGCUGACGCCGAAGGGGCGGCCGGGAACGACCGGGACGAGCGGAGGCGCCGGCGCCUGAAGCGCAUGGCCGAGGAGGAAGCGGCGGCCGGCGGAAACACGGGCGCAAGCACAAGCGCAAACCCGAAUCCGGCCGGCAAAGGCCUCCCGCCCAGCGACGCCGACUACGAGGCGGACGCAACCACCGGGGGGGCCGGGGGCUACUACCGCCCCGGGGAGAAGGAAGGGACCGCCAAAGGCACCGAGGCAAAGGCCAACAGCCGGCCUUCCGGUCCCGGCCCCAAAGCACCACCCCCCGCCAAGGCCGGCGACGGCCUGAUGCUGGCCCGGGUCGAGCGGGUCUGGAAGGAAACCGGCCGCAGGGGCCGGGUCCUCUUCCGGGCCCGCUGGUUCCUCUCCAGGGGGGACGUCGACGCCCUCCCGCUGGGGGACAUCGAGCAGGGGCCCAUCGGGUCGGCCAAGCGCUUUGCGAACGCCAUCACGGGGCACGACCUGGUCCUCAGCGACCAGUGCGACGACAACCACCUGACGACCAUCUGCGGCCUGGUGCAGGGUAAGGAACGGACGGAGCAAAGUUCGGUCUAGCGGGAGUGCUGUCGCGAUUUUGCGUUUGGGUUUGGGAUUGGGAUUGAUUGUGGUUGCGACUGUUCUAGCUCCGCGGUUCCAUCUUGUGUUGCCUUGAUGCACAGCAUGUGCCAUGUGAUGCGAUGCGAUGCGUUGUUGUGGAACCCUGCAUACAUCCAGCAAUGUGCUGGUUUGUGCCAUUCCGUUCGUGUCUGCGUCGGUUUGGAGGAAUCCGAGUGGCUCCGAUCGACUCAGAUCCUUCCAGACAGUUAGAAUCGAAUCGCUGCCUUUGCUGUUUCCCCAAAACUCACCCUCGCUUGUUCGUCCCAUCGAUCCGGAUCUUUUUCGUCUUCGAACCGACCAUGCCGUUGCCGCAGUCCUGUACCGGAACCCGGCCAGCAAGGAGAAGAUGCCCACCACGAUCCUGCCCACGACCUAUCUCUGUCGCUACAGCCUCCGCAUCGACGACGGCCACCGGGUGGUCAUCCUGCCCUACACGGGGCUCGAGGACGCCUGGAGCGAGAUGACCCCCGACGCCCUCGACGCCAAGAAACGCCCGGCCGGGCAGGUCGACUCGGACCGCGACGACGAGGACGGUGAACCCGGAUACCCCAGCGGCAGCCCGGAGGGAAAGUACCUCCAGUCGUCGGGCCACGGCGGUUCCGACGGGAACAAGAGGCGCCGCGUCGGGGAUUUUGCGGCGGACGAGGGCAUCGACGAGGGCACCACGGAACAGAGGGACAUCCAGGUCGGGAGCAACUACCAGGUGGGAGUCCCGCCCUUUGUCCCCAACGACCCGACCGUCGUCGUCGCCUCCCGGAAUCCGGUCCGCCUCUGGAAACCCGGCGCGAUCGGCCAGAAGGGACAGGACGACUACAUCGAGCGGGCCUCCCGGAUACUCACGCCCUACCUCCGCGAGCACCACCUGACGCAGGAGGAGCCCUACGCCCCGCUCCCGACGGAGCGGAUGGAGGAGCUCGCGAAAUCCAUGGACUGGAGGCGGCUCCCGACCCUCUCCUCGGUGUCGACCUUCUCGUCCCUGGCCACGCAAAGGGUGGACGCCCUGAGGGAGGUCGACAUCGACGCCCUCCUGAGGAACCUCCACGUCUCCAACUACAGCGUCGACGCAGCCAUUGCCGCCAUCGAGGCCUCCCCCCGGGACUACAUCGCCGCCUGGUCUCCCCACGAAAAGGCCAGGUUCAACGCGGGCUUUCGGCGGUACUCGGGGUCCCUCCGGGCGAUCUACAAGGGCAUGGGGGACAAGGCCCUCCCAGAGGUCAUCGACUACCACUACCGCUUCAAGAUCCCGGACCAGUUCCGGCGGUUCCAGGAGCGGAAGCGCGAGCAGGCCGUCCGCAUGCUGGAGUGCAUCGAGACGCGGCGGAACUCCAACGCCCCCAUCGUCGUGUCGAAGAGCAUCCUGGUGGGGCCGCAGGGCGGGGGCGCCGAGGAGCACCACCGGGACGGAAGGGGCGACUGGUGCGUUUUUUGUGGUCGUGUGGGUUUGUGGUCUUUUUUUGGGGGCCCGUUGCGCGAUCGACCGCCGCGGGCGUGGUUCGUUGCCUUGUGGUGGCCGUGCCAUCGAUCGAGCAGCAACCCGUUGCGCAGAUGCGAGAGCCUUGCUUCGUAUCUGCUGUGCUAAAUGUUCGAUUGUGUUGUUUUUCGUCUUGUUUUGUUUUCCCACUCUUGUUUAUAGGAUGAAAGCCGGCAGCUCUUCGUUCAACGUUUCCGUGGAGGAGCGGCGCGUCAAGGCCAAGGAGCUCCUCCUGGAUGUGGAAGCGAAUCUCGGAACGGAAACGAUGCUCAAGGUCUUUGGCGUCUUGAAGAAUGCGGACGAAACGACCCUUGUGCAAUGCAAAACGAAGCUCCUCGAUAUCUUUCGCGGCCACAAGGAGUUCCAGACGAGGUUUCUGGAAUUUUUGCCGCAGCAAAUGCGUCUAUAAAUACUACUGGGAAGCGACUUCGAAACUAAUCCAGAUCUGUUGUUGUCGAGAUGAAGAUGCUGUGGCAGCAUCUGCCUAUUUGAGUGGUGUAGCGCGACAAAAUUCAUCACUAACAUUUCAAUGCGAUUAGGGARCUUUCAAAACGAAAUUCAAGCGCUGAUCAUUUUAUUGGUCUCGCUUAGUAUAGAGGGAAGCUAUAUUCUGCUCCGGUGGCAAAUACACAAUCAUUUCAAUGUUGGAAGAAAACUAUAAAUAUCUACGGGAAGCUCGGACGGGAAUAUGCGUCCUACUUCUCGAUCAUGUGGCGGAUCUGAAAGUCUUCGAAGGCGCGAGAAACGAUCCGCUGAACUUGUUGUCUCUUUCUGACAGUCAUGGUUCGAGACGACGACGAAGCUUCUUCUCGCAGCUSCCGAGUGAUGACAGCAAAUCCCUGUAGAUACGAGAAGACGUCGCAAAAGGCUUUCCAGGACAGGACAGAAGCGAGAUGCCCGUUGAYGGCAAAGACCGCUCCGAAAUCUUGUGUCGUCCCAGGGGAUUUUUCAAACCUGCAUCGGAUGGACCAAACUGCGUAUUGCGRGAGGCCACGGAUGCAUCUCACMACGUGGUCGACAUUGUGGGUGAUGUGGCCCCGCAGGUACUCGGCGGUUUUGCAAGCAGCAAAAAGCAUCAUUUGGUAAAAGUUCCCGACGGAAGUUUCGAAUGUGUUGAUCGAUGAAUCGUAUAAUAUAGGAAGACACCUGGGAUACACAAAGGUCCGUACUCGAAAUUCCAUUUUUCGACCCUCGUUCCCRUCGUAGUCGAUGGUGAUACCAUCCCGAAGCUUGCCUCCCUGGAAUCGCUCGUAGUCGCAAAACACUUCGCCUGUCUCUGUAUCGAACAAAAAGCCGCACCAAGGAAAGAGCACGCUGCCGCUACGAUUCAGUUUACUGCUGACGGAGAGAGAGAUACUUUGAGUUCUUCCGUCAUCUGCGUUUCUCHGUACAAACGACCUUACAUUCACUAGGGUCUUYUUGGAAUUCACCCGAGCCCCAAGCUCGGUUAUACCUUCAUGAGUCCGGUCAAGGAAGCCCUGAAAUGCCGCUYUGUCGGGACUKAUAAAAAGGAAAUCGUCUACGAAGCGAGAGAUCAAGUGCAUAGCUGGUUCGGUUGGUGUUGACUUGGCAUUAGCCGUAGAAUUUGACCAAGGCAAAUGCCCACCRUCCUCACUAAACAUUAAUUUUUCCA
Molecule: messenger RNA, 4098 nt
Organism: Pseudo-nitzschia multistriata
Lineage: Eukaryota; Bacillariophyta; Bacillariophyceae; Bacillariales; Bacillariaceae
Source: the annotation of a GenBank genome assembly